GUCCGCCAAUUUGUCACUGGAUAUUUAAAACCGCACGUGCUAAUAUGGCGUAGAAUGUACCAGCAUCAACAAGAGAUCUCUUUCUUUUCGAUCCUUGCGUUCACAGUAGAUGGCAGCAAUGUAACUGAUGAAUUCGCCACAACCUGAGGAUGCGAGGUUGCGCGAGAAACAGAAGGACGCGGACUGAUGGUGCUGCGAAGACACUGAGGUCUGCGAUCGUCGCGGGAAAUGACCAUGACGAGCGUAGCUGUCGCCCCGGGUAGCCUCGGUGCACCACCAGCUAUGCUCACCCCUAAGAUGUAUCACUUGCAGCAGGGCCUGAGCCCGACGUCGUCCGACUCGACCACAGCCGGCAAGAGCUACGACACCCUGAGCAAGAGCAAGAAGUCGUGGAGCGUGCGGCUGGGUUUGUCGCGGCAGCAUCACAACUACGGGGAUGACAAGGGCGGCUGGGGCACCAUAAGCGGCGGCAGCGUGCUCUCCCGACAGAUGAUCUACAGCGGCGAUCCGUGGCUGUACGGCACCGUGAGAUCGGCGUCGCGAACCGCCGCCGGUCACGAGCCGCCGCGACCCUUUCUGACGCCGCCUCCGCUACCGGGCGCGACGCCGUUGCUCGUGAUAUGUUCCUGCCCGGAGUUUCUCACCGGCACCGUCAGGAAGCUGGGCAGCUGUCGCAAGUGCGGCGGCCACCGCGUCGCCGGACUGCCUCUCGGCGGUACCUGCCGGCUACCGCCGUCCUCCAAGUCCAGACCCAGCCUCGCCGGUAAGUGA
Molecule: messenger RNA, 771 nt
Organism: Pseudomyrmex gracilis
Lineage: Eukaryota; Metazoa; Arthropoda; Insecta; Hymenoptera; Formicidae
Exons: 4
Coding region: 229-771 (180 amino acids)
Source: RefSeq, a predicted model, not a curated record